Messenger RNA from Fusarium oxysporum Fo47, 465 nucleotides. RefSeq lists its product as uncharacterized. NCBI's taxonomy places the organism in Eukaryota, Fungi, Ascomycota, Sordariomycetes, Hypocreales, Nectriaceae. Bases 1 to 465 code for a protein of 154 amino acids. The record is from RefSeq and is a predicted model, not a curated record. The transcript has 2 exons.
AUGGCUCCAAUUGGGACACGCAAACAGGUCCGUUUCAAGGAUCAAUAUGAACGACCUAAGAACAAGGCCCCUCUUACUGAGAUGAGAAAACCAGAUGGCAUCACCAUUCUCACGAAAAAGGAUGAAGUAUGCCGUUUCAUCACCGGCGCCCUCUCUCACUUUCUCAAACCCAUUGAGAUCCCCCCCAACACCCAUCUCAUUGAGCAUCGUCCUUGGAGCGCAGGAGGGAUCUACACCAUCCGCUCUGUCGAGCCUAUUCUGCCCAACACAAGAGUCUCACUUCCUCCUGUGCAAUGGAUUGAAGUGCGGAAUAUGGAACUUUCCUUGAACAAUGGUAUGAAGGUGUGUGUUCAGAUUGAAGACUCUAUCCAUGGACCGUUGUUGGCAUCUUACCUCAAGAAGCUGGACCUGCUUGAGUUGCAAGCGAAUGGAACAACUGACUCGGAAAUGGAAAGCCCGCAAUGA